UGUGGCAGCUGUAACAAAAUCAUAAAUUAUUUAGCCUAUCAUCUUUUAUAGUACAGUACUAAAUAGCCUAAUUCUGAAGGACACCGAAUGAUGCCCAGUAUUUGCCAGCAGUGCGUAACAGAAACGUGACCGACCGCCCAAGCGGCUAACGAGCCAAUCAGUGGCGAAGAUGGAUCUUAGAAGUACAAUACAGUACUGUAGAGUACGGUAGGCCCAAAGACAAUAAAUUUUUCCAAAUUUUCUUUUAUCCUCUUCGCCACUAAUCAAUUAAGCUUGGGCGAUCGGUCACGUCUGUGUUACACACUGUUGGCAAGUACUGGGUAUGCACUGAUUCAUGACUGUAUCUGUACCUGCCCCAGAGUUGGACAAGUCUGGUCUUGGAAGAGCUUACACUCGGUGCCGUCACAACACUCUGGCAGAUUGUUCCAAGAGUUCACAAUUCCCACUCCGAAAUAGUUUGUCCGCACAGUUUUCUGGACUUGUCGCUUCUUAAUCCUUGAGAUUUGACCCCUUUUGAACCCUUUUUUGUUGUUUACAGACAUCAUAAUUCUUACCUGGAUCAGAAGUUUAUAAUAAAAUUAUUUUGAACUGUCAUAAAUUAUUGUAAUUAUGAUUGUUUAAUGAUAACCCAAUAUUGUAUAUUCUAGAAAUAUACUGAAUUUCUCGAUCAUACAUUUUUGUUUUGUUUUAUAAACAUUCAGCUUCUUAACCCAAGUUCUAUGAUGUGCAUUUCCAGUGGAGGUUAACAUCAACAGUACAAACACUGGCCACGAGCGGAAAACACUACCCUGUUAUUAGGGUGUAGAUACAGAUCUCUCAAGUAAGACCAGGACACACUCCACCUCGUCAAACAAAACAAAAACAAAAAGAGCUCAGCCAGCUGGGAGGUGUGUGACACAACUCUGCAGGAACGUAACCAUCUGCCAGACUGCACCUACACCAUGGUUACUGUGGCAGGACUGGACGGGGUGCUAGGUUACCUUGGCAUGCCACACCCCUGUGUCAAGCUCCACCUCCUCCUUACGCUUGGGUUGUUCGUUCUGGGUUUGGGAUCAGUUGAGAUAUCUACAAUGCUCCCCAUCCCUCUGUACAGCUGCUGGGGUGGCCUGACACCAAAUGAUUUUAAUAGAAU
Homarus americanus (American lobster) is the source of this 1132-nucleotide messenger RNA. RefSeq lists its product as uncharacterized. Gene Ontology annotation, cellular component: membrane. Gene Ontology annotation, biological process: transmembrane transport. Gene Ontology annotation, molecular function: transmembrane transporter activity. The record is from RefSeq and is a predicted model, not a curated record. NCBI's taxonomy places the organism in Eukaryota, Metazoa, Arthropoda, Malacostraca, Decapoda, Nephropidae.